Messenger RNA from Hyla sarda, 3252 nucleotides. RefSeq lists its product as uncharacterized. The coding region runs from base 64 to 3069 and encodes 1001 amino acids. The transcript has 3 exons. Lineage: Eukaryota; Metazoa; Chordata; Amphibia; Anura; Hylidae. The record is from RefSeq and is a predicted model, not a curated record.
CGCAGGUCCUGCAAGAACACAGCUCCUGUACAGCACUGCAUGUGGAGUUUGUAAUUUUUUAGCAUGCCAUCUUGCAUCAUAAGGAGUUGCGCUAGUAAGCGGCGUAAGGGUGACAAAUCCAUUAGUAUGCACAGUUUCCCAUGGGAUAUUGCUCGCAUCAGACAUUGGCUUGUCAACAGUGGUCAAUUUAACGACAACUUAGAAGAGAUGGUACAGAAAGUAUAUAAUGGAAAAUUAACCGACAACUUUAGAAUGUGUUCUCUACAUUUCGAAACUCAUUCUUACACAUAUGAGGAGGAUAGGCGGAGACUGAGGCCUAAUGCAGAACCUACUAUAUUUCCACUAAGAUCUUCUACAUCGUCCACAUCAAGUGGUUUGGUGCCAUCUACAACUGCAACUGUUACCUUCUCCACUGUGCAAGCAACUGGACAUUUGUUGACAUGUUCUACUCCAACAACAACCGUUGUAACUUAUACAUGUGCUUCGUCAAUGUCUACUAAUGUUACCCUUAUCUCCACUGCUGCAUCCACAUGCUCAACCACGGUUGAAUCAAUGCACUGCACGGCUCUUCUGUCAACAUCUGCAAGCAGCUCUGCACCUCUAGAACAUGUUCAGAGGUCAUCUUCCUCAUUAGGAUCGCAACUAGAAAUUACUACAGACCCCUCAGAACCAACUGUGGAGUCUGGAUCAACAGGACCGUCUUCCCUUGAUAUUCAACCGGAAAUUCAUGAUGCAUCCUUGAAAAGAGUUGCAGAUGACAGACAAUUCCAGACACCCAACAAAAGGAAAAAGAAAUGCAGUAUUACAACUAGAGAUUUUGCAACAAAUACAGCGCCCUUAAUGUAUCGCAGUCCUAAAUCAAGAAAGUCAAUCGCUAGAAAAAAGAAAACACCAACAAGUACAUCACGCAAAAUUAUCACAAAACAGGAACUUUCACAGGCAAUACAUGUUGUUUUAAUCCGGGAUCAAAGUCAAGAAAGACCAACAGAUGUUGGGACUGUUCAGAUUUCAGAAACUCAACAAGUGGAUAUUCCUCAAGAAUCUGAGACAGUGUCUAACAUACAGUCUGUUGAUAUAGCUAGUGUCCAACCUGAAACUCCUGAUUUGGAAGAAAUAACAACUGCUACACACAUUUCUUCAUUUCAACCCAUGAUGUCAACACCAUCAAAAACAUUCUCUGUGCCUACAACAAAAUCCAAUAAAUUCCUAAAAGAACAUAACUAUUUUAAGGAAUUUAUUGAAGAAGAUUAUUUCUUCCCAUUGGAUUUUGAUAUUCAACCACCACCUACUCAACCCUCUACAAGUGUGAUUCCAGAGUUGGCUAAAAACUUGGCAGAAAUUUCACCAAUUAAGCCAAGAGAUGAAGAAGACAAUCCUGUGGAAAUAGAAGAUGCCGAAACCACUAUAUCAACUUUCAUUAAUAUUGAGGACACGUCAUUUCAUGCUACUGAUUGUGAGGAAGAGCCAGAGGAUUCCUCAAUUUCUAGUAGUGAUGAUGAUGAGGAGAACCUCUCAUCAGAUAAAUUUGAAGACCUAUUCGACAUAAACGAGGACAUUGUGAGAGAUAUAAAAUUUAUCAUAUUCGAAUCAUGCUUCAAAAAACUCAUAAGCAUGAUCCCUUGUUCAGUAAAAACAAAAUGUAAGGGUCGUUUAACACACUACAAGAAAUACUUUCAAGGUAGCAUGUUCUCACUAAUAGUGAAGUGUUCUCAAGGACAUGUACGUCAGAUAUGGAAGUCCCAACCUACUGUCAAUAACACACCUUCAGGAAAUCUCUUGUUGUCCGCAGCCACAGUACUCAGUGGAAACAGUUUUAUGAAAAUUGACAGUUUAUGUAAAAUUUUUAAUUUGAAAAGUAUUUCAAAAUCUAACUUUCUUACAUAUCAAAAUCAAUACAUUUAUCCAGGGAUUAAUCUAUCAUGGAAAAUGGAACAAGAAAAACUUCUCGCAGACAUUGGGAGGGCUCCUCUUUACCUUACAGGAGAUGGACAAAAUGACUGUCCUGGAUUUUCUGCGAAAUAUUGUACCUAUACACUCAUGGACGCUGAUUCAAAGAAGAUUUGCGCUUUUCAUGUGCAACAGUUAGAACCUAACACAACUUCCGUAGGACUAGAAAAAAUAGCUUUCAGGAAAACAUUACAGCAGUUGCUUGAUAAAGAUCUUGAGAUAUCUACAAUAGCUACUGAUCGACACGUAUCCAUCAGGAAGAUUUUACGUGAGGAAUUUCCAUACAUUGACCACGAAUUCGAUGUGUGGCAUUUUGCCAAAUCUGUCGGAAAUAAAUUAGCAGCAGGGGCCAAAAAUAAAAAUACACAAGUGCUACACUCGUGGAUCCAGCCAGUGAAGAACCAUCUAUGGUGGUGCUCACGUACAUGUGACAGAGACCCUGAACUCCUGGUUGAGAAAUGGGAAUCAGUUGUCCAACAUGUUGCUAAUGAACAUUCAUGGGAGGAAAACUCCAAAUACUCUCAAUGUCAUCAUCCACCACUCACCAAGCAGCAGUUAGAAAAUAACAAAUGGCUAACUCCUGGUUUACCGUCACAUAACCAUUUGGCUAAAGUUUGUCUCAAUCCUGUGAUUUUAAAGGACAUUAGACAACUUUCAAAUUUUUGCCAUACAGGAGAGUUAGAGAUAUACCAUAGUUUAGGUCUGAAAUAUCGCCCAAAAAGAAUACACUAUUUUAUUGACUCAAUGAUCGCAAGAACUGAACUAGCUGCCUUGGACCACAACAGGAAUGUUGGUCGUAUUCAAGCUACUGUCAGGAAAGCUACAGCCAUAAGUGAACCUAAAGGCACUCUACACAAUUCUUUUGUGUAUUCCAAAGCACGUCGAGCAUGGAUGGUCAAGGCAAUCUAUGAAUCAACGUCUCAGGAAUUUAUGGUAGAAGUGUUGGACAAUGUGCUGAAAGUACUUAUGGACCCAACCAUUUCAGACUGGAAUUCACAAAGAGAAAGAUAUACAAGCAACUGUACCAAGACCAGACACCUCUAUGCUACUGGUCAGCCCACAGCUUUGUUCAGUUGUACUGUGCCUGGAAAAAGGCUGGCUGGGAUUUGUAGUGCACGAUGAGGCUUCUGCAGGAAUGGACGGGAGGUCCCUGAGAUGAACCCACAGAUGAAGGCCGUCUCCUAUUGCCUGGGAGCUGAUUGACACAUAAACCAGCAAAUCAUUCAAAACGCCAUGUGUUCUUUAUCCCUCAUGUUGUUCUCCUACAUAUUACUUGGGACACGCAAGCUGAAUCUGAAGUGUUCA